Molecule: messenger RNA, 1119 nt
Organism: Aspergillus chevalieri
Lineage: Eukaryota; Fungi; Ascomycota; Eurotiomycetes; Eurotiales; Aspergillaceae
Product: CRAL/TRIO domain protein
Exons: 2
Coding region: 1-1119 (372 amino acids)
Molecular function (GO): phosphatidylinositol transfer activity
Source: RefSeq, a predicted model, not a curated record
AUGGCCGCAGAACCGUCGGAAACCGCCAAUGCGCCAGUCCCCAGCCCGGAGAGCCAGAACACAGCUGCCACAGCAGCUCCUACAGCGGAAGCGCAAGCCAAAGGGGAACUGGAAUUGAAGCUCCCAUCGUCAGCCGCUGAUGGUUUGAUUCAGAAGCCAUUCCCAAAACCUCUCAACACAACACACAUACCUGCGCCGGAACCGCUUACGGAGCAACAACAGGGGUUGUACAACCAAGUCUUAAAGGAGGUCUCGAAGUGGUCAACAAUCCCGACCACGUCUAAGAAGAAUGCUCCUACGGCCCCAAUUACCGACGACGAGCGCUUGUGGUUAACCCGCGAAUGUCUGAUCCGGUAUCUCCGUGCCGUCAAGUGGGACGAUAAAAAGAAGAAGGAUAAGCAAAAGGUGGACGAAGCAGUUGCUCGGUUACAGAGCACCCUUACAUGGCGCCGGGAAUAUGGCUUGGAAAAGCUGACCGCUGACUACAUCUCCAUUGAGAAUGAAACUGGGAAGCAAAUCAUCCUGGGCUACGACAUCAAUGGACGGCCUUGUCACUAUCUAUGCCCCUCGAAGCAGAACACGGAAAAGAGCGACCGGCAGAUUCAGCAUCUUGUUUUCAUGUUGGAAAGGGUAAUUGACCUCAUGGUUCCGGACCAGGAGACUCUGGCUUUGGUGGUCGAUUUCAACCAGGCGUCGUCGGACCAGAACGCGUCGCCUACACAGGCAUACCAGACACUGCAAAUCCUCCAGAACCACUAUCCGGAGAGAUUAGGCCGGGCCUUGGUCAUUAAUAUGCCAUCCUGGCUCUCUUGGUUCUUCAAGGCAAUCUCCAGAUGGAUUGACCCAGUCACCAAAGAGAAGAUGAAGUUCAACGAGGACCUCCGUCAACACGUGCCUGCUGACCACCUAAUGAAAACUAUGGGAGGCGACGUGGAGUUCCAGUAUGACCACGCAACCUACUGGCCAGCAUUGAUUAAGCUGGCUGAAUCGCGACGCAACGGUUACUAUGAACGCUGGAUCCAAGGAGGCAAGCGGAUCGGAGAGUAUGAGAAUUAUCUCAGGGGCGGUCCUCAGCCCAGCCUGUCGCAGACCCAGGGUGAUUCUGGUGAGAAAUCUUGA